This is a messenger RNA of Bufo bufo (common toad), 967 nucleotides long. Its product is annotated as relaxin-3-like. Gene Ontology annotation, cellular component: extracellular region. The transcript is spliced from 2 exons. Gene Ontology annotation, molecular function: hormone activity. NCBI's taxonomy places the organism in Eukaryota, Metazoa, Chordata, Amphibia, Anura, Bufonidae. The record is from RefSeq and is a predicted model, not a curated record. Bases 59 to 526 code for a protein of 155 amino acids.
AGCAGUUGGUCUGUUGGACUUUUCAGCAGGUCAGGCAAGAGACAUCAUAACAAGAGUCAUGUGCCUCCGUUUCUGCCUUUGUGUCCUGCUCAUCACCGUUAUUAUACCCAAUUUGUGCCAGGCAUUGGAGGUGUCAGAUGUUGGGAUAAGGCUUUGUGGAAGAGAUUUCAUUAGGACAGUUGUCAUGUCAUGUGGAGGUUCCCGGUGGAAGAGAUACUCACCUGAGCCUGGACAAGAAAGACUCAACCCUUACCGUGAUUCUCUGGACUGGUUGAAUAGAGAUUCCAUGGAGGACCCUGAAUAUCUGAAUUCCCUUUUUGGAGAAACCCAUAGAGCACCUAAUCCUCCCUAUUCCUCCUUACAGAAAAAUGAUCCAACUAUGGAACAGUUACAAGGGGCACUGUAUGAUCCUAUAGCAAGUGAAGACCAGCAAGGUGUCGGUCUACGGAUGAAGAGAAGUACAGGGCCAGCUUUAUCCUGCUGUCAGAGAGGCUGCACCAAGACUGAACUUAUGAAGUUCUGUUAAUGUGGCUUUCAUACAUACAAUAUAUUCAUGCUGAGCACUAUUACUGAGCAUAAAGCACUUUCUGAUGAUAUUGUAUACUUAAAGGGGUUCUCCAGGCUUUUAAUAUUGAUGACCUCUCCUCAGGAUAGGUCAUCAAUAUUAAAAGCCCGGACAACCUCUUUAAUUCAAACCUGCUACUCUGUUCACUCCUGAUGUAAAGUAUCUAGUCCAUGGGAGUUCUCCAAUGCCCCGUAAAGUUCCUCAGUGUCACCUAAAUGCUAAGAUGAGACUACAGAAAACAUUACUUACUGUAUAUUCACACAUAGCAGAUUUGUUGUAGAACAUAAGCGACUGCACCAUUUAUCUUCAAGAGUGCUUGCAGAAAUCCAAGCAAAUAUGGCAGACACAAUCACACUAAGGCCUCAUGCACACGGCCGUUGCUUCCCGCAUCCGUUGCACCGU